Molecule: messenger RNA, 1233 nt
Organism: Fusarium coffeatum
Lineage: Eukaryota; Fungi; Ascomycota; Sordariomycetes; Hypocreales; Nectriaceae
Exons: 3
Coding region: 1-1233 (410 amino acids)
Source: RefSeq, a predicted model, not a curated record
AUGCAGCUGCCGUUCGGUAUGAUUCCCCAAGUCUACCUCAUGGAUCCGCCGCCGGGAUAUACACGACAACCAGAAAACCCGCCCAGUAGCGCUGGCGGUGUCAUUCCCGCCGGUGCUACUUUGACGGGUUUUGCGCUUAUCAUUGUUAUCAUCCGGAUAUUUACGAGGAAAUGGGUUGUUAAGGGACCUUUGGGGGCUGAUGACUAUCUAUGCAUAGCGAGUAUGAUAUUCUCUUUUGGCUUUUUGGCAGCUACACUUACACUCCUUACCCUCGGUGUUGGAAAUCACAUGUGGGAUAUCACCAUACUUGAAUACGUCCCCAAAUUCUGGCAAACAAGCACAGCAGCAAACCUCAUCUACUGCGCCACAAUCUCCCUUUCCAAACUCUCCGUCCUCUCUUUCUACCUCCGAAUCUCCCCCGACAAAUUCGUCCGUCGAGCCGUCUACGGCACCAUGGCUCUCGUCUGCGCCUACAGCUUCACUUACGUUAUAAUCGUCAUAUUCCGCUGCUGGCCCAUCUCCGCAGGUUGGGAUCCUCUGCAGCAGGACAAGUGCUAUUCUCUUAGUAUUCUUGUUAUAUACCUCGUCACAUGCAGUGUUGUGGUUGAUGCUUUUCUCAUGAUUAUUCCCUUCCGCAUCGUUCAACCGCUGCAGAUUCCUAGACGACAGAAGGUUGGACUUGCUGUUCUUUUUGCUACGGGUGGUUCUAUCAUUGUUGUUACCAUCCGCAGACUUACCAUCACGCUUCCCAUGCUCAAGACUAUCGACUACACAUGGCAUCUCCCACCGCAACUCAUUCUGAGUUUCAUCGAAGUCAAUCUCAGCAUCGUAGUCGUCUCAAUCCCUGCCCUCAAGCCCUUCUUCAAGCGCUACAUUCCCUUCCUCAUUCACUCAGGCAUGCGUUCUUCGCCCAAGGCCUCCAAGAACAGCAGUCACCGAGAGAAAAACAAGAGUAACCCCACCGGCAGCGACGAGUCAUAUGAGUUGACCAACAGAAAGACAUCUGGCCACAUGGAUGACGAGACAAGAUUAUGGUACCGUGAUCCUGAGCAGGGUCUUCCUAUCGACGAGGAGUCAAGACCAGAGAGCAUUGACAGCGCUGGUGAUAGACUACCAUCUUUAACGCAAAAGCCAGAGCCAGCUGUGGUUAGUUUCAGCACGAAACACAGCAGCAGUGUGGGCGGCAUUGAAGUUAGCAGAGAAACAGUCGUUACAUACGGUCAAGCCGUAUAG